AUGUUGCUCUGUGCAGGAUUUGAGAAGAGAGCACAGAACUUUCCAGAAAGGUCCCCGGGUCAGCAUAGGCUGUUGUGUCAUUGUGGUGGCCAGCUGAGAGUGACACUCAUCCUACUUCGCCCUGAACACUCAUGCAGGGUAAGAAGACUCCAGAACCUUUUCUCAGGUCCGUAGCCCAAGCAGACCAUGGAAUUUCAUACCCUGAGCUCUCCCCCUCCGGUACUCUCCUCCCCUCCCUCUGCCUUCUCCACUGUGUGAGGGCCCUCUGGUGACGCCUGGCCUCCCUGCCAUCCCAGCUUUUCUCUGGUGUCUGCCUUCCUGGCACUAAUCCUGGGCAGGGAGUCUGUCCUGGGCCUGGCGGGGACCAGCCUGGCCUUCUUCAUCUUCUGCUCCCACACAAGGUCCUGGACAUCCCACAUGGUAUUUCUGGUCAGCCCAGUCAUUGCCAGCUUUCUCUUAUCAUCAGCCACCACUCGCAUGGAUUACUGCUUCCUCCAUGAGACCUGCUGGUGAGGGGCUGCUGCCUGUAAGGUCACCAUGAUCAUGAUGUCCAGCAACUGCAUGGCCAGUGUCGUCUUCCCCACAACCAUCAUGCUCAACUGCUAGGGGAAGGUGGUGUAGCACCCCAUACUGAGCCGGGCCUUGGUGGGGGCAUCCACCCAGGUGGCCGGGGCUCCUGGGGGGCAUCCUGCUCAAUGGUCAUUCUGCUUGACCACUUAUUCCAGCCACUCCUGCCUCAGCUGCAGGCUGGGCACAGCACCCUUGCCCACUCCACUGGUACCAGGCACAGUACACGCUGGAAUGCUUCCUGCUGCUGGCACACAUCCUUUGCCAUGGUGAGCCUCAGGGCUACCAUCUGGCCCCAUAGCCUGGGCAGGCAGGUGCACAGAAGGCUCUGUGCAUGCUGGCUAUGGUGGUGGCUGUCUACACCAUCUUCUUGCCCAGCAUCAUCUUUGGCACAGCUUCUGGCUGUCCACCUGCCACUCCCUGAACAUCUGCUCGAGGCUCUCCUACCGUUCCCUGACCUUCACCUUCCCAUCAGCAUCCUGGGCCCAUGCUCUACUCCUUCUCUGGUCCCACUUUCUCCACCAGAACUGGCCC
Nycticebus coucang (slow loris) is the source of this 1101-nucleotide messenger RNA. It is a transcript of the gene OXER1, whose product is annotated as oxoeicosanoid receptor 1. The record is from RefSeq and is a predicted model, not a curated record. Lineage: Eukaryota; Metazoa; Chordata; Mammalia; Primates; Lorisidae.